AACUUGUCAACUACGGUCACGGACGCUGUCGUGAACUUUACCGGUGUUCAACGAGACCCCACAUCGUUAGCAGUAUGGGGAGUGUGUUGGCAGCCGCCUCCCCCAGUCCAGCCCCAGCUGCAGCUGGAGGUAGUCCAGGGGUCCCAGGACUGGUGUCGGUCCCUCCAGGGUUCACCAUGCCCUCCGUGUCUUCCGUCCCUCCAAAACCUGGAUCGGACCAGCAAACAUCAGAUGCAGAUUCCUCACUUCCGAACCCAGGGACAUAUGAGGAGUGCCACCGCAAAUGUAAAGAGGUGUUCCCUCUGCAGAUGGAAGGGGUGAGGCUAUUGGUCAACAAGGGCCUCAGUAACCACUUCCAAGUCAGCCAUACCAUCACCCUCAGUACCCAGGGUGAAUCUGGUUAUCGAUUUGGUUCCACAUACGUUGGCAGCAAACAGACUGGACCAGCAGAGUCUUUCCCAGUCAUGGUCGGAGACAUGGACAACACUGGCAGUCUCAAUGCCCAGGUCAUCCACCAGCUCACGAGUGCUGUGCGCUCCAAAAUAGCAAUCCAGACUCAGCAGCACAAGUUUGUUAACUGGCAGUGUGACAUGGAAUAUCGUGGUGCAGACUUCACCUCCACUGUGACGCUCGGAAAUCCAGACGUACUGGUUGGAUCUGGCAUUCUGGUGACCCACUAUCUCCAGUCUAUCACACCAGCGCUGGCUCUGGGUGGUGAACUCGUCUAUCACAGGAGACCAGGGGAAGAAGGAACUGUCACCUCCCUUCUGGGCAGAUACACGGGUGACAACUUUGUUGCAACAUUGACAUUAGGAGGUGCAGGAGCUCACGCGACAUACUAUCACAAAGCCAACGAUCAGCUGCAGGUAGGAGUUGAAUUUGAAGCCAACACAAGGAUGCAAGACACCACGACAUCCUUCGGCUAUCAGCUGGACCUUCCAAAAGCUAACCUGCUCUUUAAAGGUACGGUUGACAGUAAUUGGGUGGUAGGUGCGACCCUUGAAAAGAAACUGUUGCCAUUGCCACUCACACUGGCCCUCGGCGCGUUCCUUAACCACCGCAAGAACAAGUUCCAGUGUGGUUUUGGUGUCACCAUCGGCUAGAGGACGCAGGGGUCUGUGUGGAGUGCAUCACUGGCCACAGCUCGGACCGGCACAGAAAAUCCCCGGACUGCGUUUUACAAAUUGGAUUCACAGACUCUCUUUCUUUGAGACAGACAAGAGAGACAAAGACAAACUUCCAGAGGAGCCAGAACUGGCCAAAGCCAUGUCUACAUACUGUAGCACAAUUGUCUUUUCCUUCAUGGCGUGUUGGAUUUUACCCAGAGGCUAGAGAGAUGUACAUCUGUGGACAUCAGGUGAUGCAUGAGAAACAUGUGAUGUGGAAAUCAAAAGUGGUUAGUUAUAAUAUAUGGUGAUCAUGUAUGAUGAUUGAAAUAAAUGUGAUGACUUUUUGUAAAA
Solea senegalensis (Senegalese sole) is the source of this 1460-nucleotide messenger RNA. It is a transcript of the gene tomm40, whose product is annotated as translocase of outer mitochondrial membrane 40 homolog (yeast). The record is from RefSeq and is a predicted model, not a curated record. Bases 75 to 1103 code for a protein of 342 amino acids. The transcript has 9 exons. NCBI's taxonomy places the organism in Eukaryota, Metazoa, Chordata, Actinopteri, Pleuronectiformes, Soleidae. Gene Ontology annotation, biological process: protein import into mitochondrial matrix. Gene Ontology annotation, cellular component: mitochondrial outer membrane; mitochondrial outer membrane translocase complex. Gene Ontology annotation, molecular function: transmembrane protein transporter activity.